Molecule: messenger RNA, 873 nt
Organism: Metarhizium brunneum ARSEF 3297
Lineage: Eukaryota; Fungi; Ascomycota; Sordariomycetes; Hypocreales; Clavicipitaceae
Source: RefSeq, a predicted model, not a curated record
AUGGGCGUUGAUCUGGACUACCUUACCCCACGGGGCCUCUUGGUGAACAAGAAUUUUGUUUGCCAGGGGCCUUCCUUUAGCAGCCUUUUUCUAGCUAUCAACAAGAUGCUUGACGUGCCGCACAGCAAAGAGACGAUGGCCAAGGAGUUCAAUUUCUCUAAUGACGCAUUUGACGUGCUUUUAGAUGUACUUGAAGACUGUCUGAAGUACAUGGCAGAGAUUCAUUCGAAUGCAGAAAAGCUCAAGAUAGCGUAUCGCGAUGUCGGUGAUGUCUGCGAUAGAAUCCUUGUCCUGUCGGCCUCAGCCCCGGAAGAUUACAAUAAACUAUUUGAUGAUCUGGCACGCCUGUACAAAGAUGAAUCGGACAACGAGGCGCUGCGCAAGUCUGUCAAAGAACAAAUUGAUGCACGCUUGGCUGGCAUUAACAACGUGUCUACCAAGGCUACGGCUACAAGAGCAAUCUUGGCCAAUUCCACAGAUGCCGUCACAUUAGCACAGGACCAGCUGAAGCACGUUGGCGCGCAGCUCAACACCGAAGCCAUCUAUCGUCGACUCCUCGAAGCCUUUAUGCCUGACAUGGUAAAAAUCGCCAUGAAUAACUUUGCAAUCAACAUGAUGAGAGCAUGGAUCGGGCAAAUCCAAUUGACUGACGGGACUGCUGCCUCGUUGGUAGAGUUGCAGAAAGCUGUCGGUGCUGUCGCGGAGAUUGACAUGGAUCUUAUUUCGUUGCGCAAGUAUGUGGAGGAAAACACUUCACCCGGGCCAUCUCCUAUUUUGGAUUUACAGAAGGGAAACAUCCUUGAGAAGUGGGAAGACUUGGAUAAGGAAGUGAGAAAGUUCAAAUCAAACUUUAUUGACACUGUAAGGGCUUAA